CCACAGCCGAAAAAGUUAGUACACCCCCGAUCUAAACCAUAUGUGCACGUGCAGAAUGGAGCCGAGAUAAAUAGUGCGCAUCUCUGGUGCGCAUGCGCGCUAGCCUCAUGACGGGCACGCCUUUUCUCCAAUGAGCGAAACUGUGCCAGUUUGUAAGCGUUUCACUCAAAUUAAACCUAUUAGGUUAGGUACCUGUUUCCUAGCUCACAAAUCCAAUGCAAGGGCAUAUCUUGCGGCUGAGCUGCGCUUCUAGAGUCCGUGCGCGACGGCGUCUCUGCGGCUGUAAGACGGGUUGUGAUCAUUAUGGAAAUGUAAGAGUUAUGAAGAGGAAUGAUACAGCUGACGCGUCAGAGGAGAGCCGUGUAUAGGGCAUGGAUGCAGCUAGCACCAUCGAGCAUCCGAGUCGAGGAAUGAUGAAGCUAGCCACUUAACCGGAGCUGCCACUGCGUUAGGAAGCCAUAUCUGAUCCCGAGGCUGAUCUUAGACAUAACGUUAUAUUUAUGCAUACAGCAUAUCAGUGUUCUAUAGUGGCAUGCGAUGUUUUCUGUUGAGAUUGUCAGGAAAUCAACAGCCAUCCAGUUGUAAUUAGAGGACAAGCGACCAGAUGCAACACGUUGCUGGCUGACUGACAGCUCCUGCGGGUGGCAUUCAUCCGGAUAAAGAUUUAUUCUGUUCAUGGGAUGACGGCGUCCUUUGUGUUCUGCUGCAUCGCCGCUGUGCUGCCUGGCCUCUCCUAUCUCGCUGUAUCUGAUCUCACACUGGCCUCCUGACAUCUGUAAGGCUCAUGCGGCGCUUUGUUUACUGUAAGGUGGUGCUCACCACCUCGCUGGUCUGGGUGCUGGUAGAUGUCUUCCUGCUGCUCUACUUCAGUGAGUGUAACAAAUGUGAUAACCGGAAGGACCACUCACUCCUGCCCGCUCUCCGAGCCGUGAUGUCCCGAACUCAUGAGGGUCCAGGAGAGAUGGGGAAGGCUGUGAUCAUCCCGAAAGAGGACCAAGAGAAGAUGAAGGAACUCUUUAAAAUCAACCAGUUCAACCUGAUGGCCAGUGACAUGAUAGCACUCAACAGAAGUCUGCCGGAUGUGCGAUUGGACGGGUGUAAAACAAAGGUAUACCCUGAUGACCUGCCCAACACCAGCAUUGUGAUUGUUUUCCACAACGAGGCAUGGAGCACUCUCUUGCGUACUGUGCAUAGCGUCAUCAACCGCUCUCCGAGGCACCUGCUGGUGGAAAUCCUACUGGUGGAUGAUGCCAGUGAAAGAGAUUUCCUAAAGAAGAAGCUGGAGGACUAUGUGAAGACACUGGAGGUACCGGUGCGGAUCUUGCGGAUGGAGCAGCGUUCCGGUCUGAUCCGUGCGAGACUGAGAGGAGCAGCUGCUACCAGAGGUCAGGUUAUCACCUUCCUGGAUGCUCACUGUGAGUGCACUCUGGGCUGGUUAGAACCACUGCUCGCCCGCCUUAAAGAAGACAGGAAAGCUGUGGUCUGCCCCAUCAUUGAUGUCAUCAGUGACGAGACUUUUGAGUACAUGGCGGGCUCAGACAUGACAUACGGAGGCUUUAAUUGGAAACUGAACUUCAGGUGGUACCCUGUUCCUCAGAGAGAGAUGGACCGACGCAAAGGAGAUCGCACUUUACCCGUCAGGACUCCCACCAUGGCUGGCGGUUUGUUUUCUAUUGACCGAACCUAUUUUGAGGAGAUUGGAACCUACGAUCCCGGCAUGGACAUAUGGGGAGGAGAGAAUUUAGAAAUAUCUUUCAGGAUCUGGCAGUGUGGUGGCUCUCUGGAGAUCGUCACGUGUUCCCACGUAGGCCAUGUGUUUCGGAAGGCAACACCUUACAGUUUCCCAGGUGGCACUGGCCAAGUGAUCAACAAGAACAACAGACGGCUGGCUGAAGUCUGGAUGGAUGAAUUCAAAGACUUUUUUUACAUCAUAUCACCAGGUGUGGUGCGAGUGGACUACGGAGACGUAUCUGCUCGCAAGGCUCUGAGAGAAGCUCUGCAGUGUAAACCUUUCUCCUGGUAUCUGGAGAACAUCUACCCUGACUCACAGAUACCACGCAGAUACUAUUCACUUGGAGAGAUCAGAAACGUGGAGACCAACCAGUGUGUGGACAACAUGGGAAGGAAAGAGAACGAGAAAGUCGGCUUCUUUAACUGCCACGGGAUGGGUGGGAACCAAGUGUUUUCAUACACAGCAGAUAAAGAAAUCCGUACCGAUGACCUGUGUCUGGACGUGUCCCGUCUGAAUGGCCCCGUCAUCAUGCUGAAGUGCCAUCACAUGAAAGGCAAUCAGAUGUUUGAGUAUGAUGCUGAGCGCCUGACUCUACUACAUGUGAACAGUAAUCAGUGUUUGGACAUGCCCUCGGAGGAGGAUAAAAUGGUUCCCACACUGAGAGACUGCAACGGCAGCCGCUCGCAGCAGUGGCUCCUCAGAAACAUGACCUUAAGUAUGUGAAGUGGAUGCUAUGAAAGCACCAAAGCUAAAGACACAAGAUCUCACAGUCAUUAGUGGAGUGUGAUCUGGCCUUUAACCUGCACUUUGGAUCUUUACAUGCCUAUUGGAUGCUGUCAGACUUUCAGCAUUGCAGAAUUGUCGAACUGUUCAUGUUGCAAAUCAUUUACCACUUGUGAUGUGUUGUCUUGUCGACGUAACUGUGCACACAUGCUGUACGAUAUUUCACUGGAGGGGCUUCCAGACAAAGUGCAAAAUGGAGCUUGAGCAACUUGCUCUAAUUGUUUUAGUCCUGUUGUAAAGAAAUGAAAGAAACUUGUGGUGAUGGUGGGGAAUUUUUUUUCCCCACACAUUACAUCAAAUAAGCAUUCAUAAUCAUGCCAGAGCUUUAUCGUCAGAAGCUUUAGGGUCGCAUCAUGCCAUAUCACCAAAAGAUAGUAUUACAAUACAUAUAUAGCUACAAAUGGCCAUGUCGCCAACUCCUGGGUUCAUGUAGAGUGGAAUACACUAUGAUUGUUGUUUUUCUUAUUUUCCCACCACAUCUGUUGACAAAAUUCUCUCAUACUCUAAUUGGCUAUUGUUCUUUGCUGUUUUUACAGGUUUUUUUUUUUGUAUAUUCUCACACUACCAGAGUUUCACUUAGGAUUUGUGUGACCACUCAUAUAGUAGAAUCACCUGCUCACAUGUAAAAAGUGGUCAUAACAGUCACAGUUCUGUGUAGCUUGUUGCAGAUCCAAAAAAAUCAUGUAGUUGAUAAAGAGCUCUAGACUAAAUUGGCUUUGGUCAUAAACCCAAGAUCCCAGAACCCAGAAUCUAAUGUAUCAUGUUCCCAAUCAAGUCUGUAUCUCUAACUUCACUGGAUUCUUGUCAUUAUAAAGUUACCCAACAGCUUUCAGCUGAAAUGCUGAUACACCGUGGGAACAAUUCAGUACCAGCGUCUGGCCAGUGUUACAGUUCUAUCCACAGGGCACUAGAUAGCAUACAAUCUGAGGGAGCUAAAGCCAUAAUCCAGUAGCAUCUGUUCCGGCCACUGUGGCUGUACUCCAUUUGGAACUAUUCCAGAGACUGAUCAUCAGGAUAGUGAUUGGAAGCUCCACUAUCUGUUAUAUCCUGCUGUCCACUGCGUUCUUUAGUAACAACAAUUUUUUUUAACUUCUAUGACUAAAAUCUAUGACAUUUUAACUUCUUUUCUAUAUAUGUUUGCAGAGUGAUUGGCAAAUAUGUAUGUGCAAUUAUUGGUAGCUUCCUAACACUGUACAUCCUUAACAUUGUUCUUUUCUACAGUAUUUAAAUAUAAUAGGUCAAAGUGUGGCAGAUAAGAAGCAGGCUUGUGCGAUUAUAAUGAUUUCAUUGUCACUGCACGACCUUACGCUGGCAAAAUAUCCAAUAAUGUUUGUUCCGAUUAUAUUAUAUUAUAUUAUAUUAUAUUAUAUUAUAUUAUAUUAUAUUAUAUUACCAGACCUGACAACUUUUAUGCAUUUGUGUAGAAGCUCUGAAAUAUAACAUCCAGAGUGUGAGUUAUCACUCAAAAAUAUGCUAAAGGAGCAUAUAGUGUAUAUUAAGGAGUAUAUUAAUAUGGAAUGGUUUGUGCUGGUGAUUUGAACUCGCCAAACACUGCCUUGAAGCCCCGCCCCCUUCCCCCAUCUCACGUGCUCUUGACUGAACUCCCUUUCUGUAAAGGUAAAUGGAAAAUAUUUUGAGUUCACUACAAUGAAAUCUCUCACUGAUCAAUCAUUCUCCAGAUGCAGCAUUUAAAAUUCUUUGUGAAAUACAACAUUGAUUCAGACAAUAUUACUUGGGUUUGGUGAAAAUUAGGUAUAUAUGCUGCAACUUGCUUAAUGUAGCAUAUGAUACUUCAAUUCUGAAGCAUUAUUACAUUAGUGUCUCCACUUGCCUAUUCGUUUUAAUAUUUGGGCCCUUUUAUUACGGUUUUAACAACUAUUCUGUCUUCAACACCAUGUCACUGAUAUGGAGCAGCUGUCCUGUUGUAAAUAUUCAGUAUUUUUGAGCAUUGUUGUACAUAUAAAAUCAAUUAUUUUUUUAAGAUGACAUUUGAAAGCCCUAUUUACCUCCAAAAAAACAGUGCAUUGAUGUAUUUCAUCAUUUCCAAAUGUAUAGUGUCCUUUGAGGAACUCAAAGCAGAAAGUUUAUUGGCUGUUGCCAGUCCAAGGCUCUUUACUACUUUAUUGAUGUCCAUCAUUGACAUAAUUUUUCGAAUAGUUUACUACAUUUAUUCUGUAAUUCAGAAUAAUUUAAAUAAUUGUAUUGUAUUUGAAAUCCAGUGUGUGUCAUUCAUUUAAGAUAGAUUUUAUAAUGGAUUGUGUGCAGGUGUCAUCUUUGAAUGAUUAUUCUUACACAUAAAUUCAAAGGAAACAAUUCAUAUUGCUCCCAACUUGUGUGCUGUUCACAUUAAAACAUAAAUGUCAAUGGGCUUUUAUAACAUUAUAAGUGCAUGAAAUAAAUACAGCAUAGAUUGCUUUUCAACUUCAACAAAUCUGAAAUGUGUAACUUUGUAUUUGUCAUAAGUGAUAUUCAGUGUUUGUUCAUUUGUUCAAGAAAUGUUGGAAGUAUAUGGAUUUACCAUACAUAUUUAAUAAAUGAAUAUCAGAGACUGUGAACGA
Messenger RNA from Ictalurus punctatus (channel catfish), 5073 nucleotides. RefSeq names its product UDP-N-acetyl-alpha-D-galactosamine:polypeptide N-acetylgalactosaminyltransferase 13 (gene galnt13). The transcript is spliced from 12 exons. Gene Ontology annotation, cellular component: Golgi apparatus. The coding region runs from base 785 to 2455 and encodes 556 amino acids. NCBI's taxonomy places the organism in Eukaryota, Metazoa, Chordata, Actinopteri, Siluriformes, Ictaluridae. The record is from RefSeq and is a predicted model, not a curated record.